UAGACACACGGAAGUAGCCGAUGGGGGUGCUGAAAGUGCUCGUAAUUUUAUCCUCUUUGAUGAGGGUUAACAUCGCACCGCAUCGCUCAUCUCGUCGUUUUCACGGAAUCAUGACAAGCUUUAACGACGGAAGAGUGACCUCCCGUUUGAUUUCAGACAACAUUUGAUUCACCCAUCUCCAGUGUGAAUAAUCCGAUUCACCCGCUUUGAAAAAAAUGGAUCUGGAGUUUGAGAACAUCGAUUCAUCUGGACAGUGGCAAAACCUUUAUAAUGAAAUCCGUAACCAGUCUCAGGAGUGUGCCUACAAAGUGGCCAAGUUCCCAGAAAAUCGGAAUAGAAAUAGAUAUAGAGAUGUCAGUCCAUAUGAUCACAGUCGGGUGAGAUUAGAAAAUUCAGAGAAUGACUACAUAAAUGCCAGCUUAAUUACCGUGGAGGAGGCCCAGAGAAGGUACAUACUGACACAGGGACCACUGAGAAACACUUGUGGUCACUUUUGGCAAAUGAUUUGGGAACAGCGCUCCAAAGCAGUUAUUAUGCUUAACAGAGUUAUAGAGAAAGGCUCGGAGAAGUGUGCACAGUACUGGCCAUCAAAAGAGGAACAAGACAUGGAUUUUAAUGAUGCUGGCUUUGUGGUGAUUCUGGUGUCAGAGGAUAUUGAACCAAAUUACACAAUAAGAGUACUAGAACUUCAAAAUAGUAAGACAGAGGAAACCAGAGAGAUCUACCAUUUUCAUUACACAACGUGGCCUGAUUUUGGUGUACCAGAGUCUCCAGCAUCAUUCCUCAACUUUCUUUUCAAUGUUCGAGAGUCUGGAUCUUUGGGGCCAGAAAACGGACCUGCUGUGGUCCACUGUAGUGCAGGAAUAGGGCGAUCGGGGACUUUCUCGUUGGUUGACACCUGCCUUGUCUUGAUGGACAUUCGGAAAGACCCUUUCUCUGUGGACAUACAGAAGGUUUUGUUAGAUAUGAGAGAGUAUCGAAUGGGACUUAUUCAAACCCCCGAUCAACUUCGAUUUUCAUACAUGGCAGUUAUGGAGGGAACGAAGAGAAUUUUGGGAGAAUCUGCUCUACAGCAGAAGCUUUGUAAAGACCCACAGGAGUCAAACGCUGAUUUGGGUUCAUCUUAUCAAAGCCCCAUUAUGAGUUCAGACAAACUGAAUGGAAAGUCUGACUCAUGUACAGAGCUUCAGGAGCCAGGAAGAGGUGAAAGAAUACAGUCACCAAAAGAAGAGCAGCUUACAGGUUUAAAAACAGAAAGCCUGCACAGAAGAAAACGUGAGGAGCGGAUAGCCAGUACGUCACAGAAGGUGCAGCAAAUGAAACUAAAACUGAAUGAUUCUGAGAAGAAAAGAGAAAACUGGCUUUUCUGGAAACCCAUUCUUCUAAAUGUUGGUGCUGGUGCAGGCCUAGCACUGGUACUAUGCAUGUGCUGGGCCUUUCUGUCCUAGUAAUACCAUUUUGCCACACAGAUUCCUUUUGUCUUUCAUUUCCCAGGGACCCAAAUAAUGUAGGUGCUUGGAUGUUUCUAAAUAAGGGACAUGUAAAAUGAUAGUGUUUACAAGCAUUCAUACUCAGACAUUCUACACGAUUUAUCGAAUGUUUGUGUAAUAUGUGGUUAUUACAGUGUAACACGCUGUAGUUACUUUGUAACUACUAUCAUAAUUGCAUCUUGGUUCCAGUUUUCAAAGCAUAGCAACUUCAGUAUUUUCUCUCGGUUUAUCCGCAAUAACAACGUUGAAUAGACACGUUAUUUGCAGCGAGGUUUAAGUCAUGCUUUGGCCUUCAGACUUUGUUUCAGCAUGGAUAUUCAUAGGGCGAUUCAAUCGUUUCAGAAGGUCAGAACCCAAUGAGUUUCCAUAUAUGAUCUUUACGUGCACACCUCAGGAUCUUCAAGUAAUAACUGACUGUAGACACAGCCAAAUGUAAUAAGUUUGAAAAAUGUACAUAGUAAACUCUUUCACGAAACCAGAAA
Paramisgurnus dabryanus is the source of this 1972-nucleotide messenger RNA. It is a transcript of the gene ptpn2a, whose product is annotated as protein tyrosine phosphatase non-receptor type 2a. Lineage: Eukaryota; Metazoa; Chordata; Actinopteri; Cypriniformes; Cobitidae. Gene Ontology annotation, molecular function: non-membrane spanning protein tyrosine phosphatase activity; protein kinase binding. The record is from RefSeq and is a predicted model, not a curated record. Gene Ontology annotation, cellular component: nucleus; cytoplasm. Gene Ontology annotation, biological process: peptidyl-tyrosine dephosphorylation; negative regulation of ERK1 and ERK2 cascade; negative regulation of receptor signaling pathway via JAK-STAT.